AUGUCCGCAAUCAAGGGAAUUGGCGAGAGCAAGCAGUACGACGGCGCAAAGAAGAAGCUCGCCGAAGCUGGGGUCCCUGGUACAACAACACGACCCGAAGUUGACCAGACCGAGGAGCUGACACGCGACNNAGACAGCAACAUUGAGAUCCAGACGGUGCCCGGCAGCUACGAACUCCCCUACGCAGUGCAACAGAUGUACGCAUGCUCGCAAGCUCAAGCAUCAUCGGCCAACUCGACAUUGCUGAGCUCUGCCACGGACCUCCUCUCGUCGUCGACAACCGAUCUUUCGCUCAAGGACAAGGAGGGCGGCGCCAGCGCAGCAGCAACCAAGCCCUUUGACGCCAUCAUCGCAAUCGGUGUCUUGAUCAAGGGCUCGACGAUGCACUUCGAGUACAUCUCUGACGCCGUCAGCCACGCGCUCAUGAAGCUCCAACUGGACAUUGGCAUUCCUGUCGUCUUCGGUCUUCUCACUCUGUUGACCGAAGAGCAAGGGCUUGAGCGUGCUGGCCUUGUGUCAGGCUCGAAAUACCACAACCACGGCGAGGACUGGGGUGCAGCAGCUGUCGAACUAGGCACCAAGAGAAGAGGCUGGCAGGAGGAGAAGACAUUCAUCCAGUAA
This is a messenger RNA of Aureobasidium uvarum, 621 nucleotides long. Lineage: Eukaryota; Fungi; Ascomycota; Dothideomycetes; Dothideales; Saccotheciaceae. The record is from the annotation of a GenBank genome assembly.